AUGUCCAAAAUGACCCAUCAUGACGCAUGGGCGAUCCAAAAAACAAUCCUACAAAUGGAAUUCCCAUUCAUCGUCCUAAAAUCACUACAGUUCGCCCUCUUUCGCACCUACGGAAUCCCAACUAUAUCAACCCUUCUUCUAAAAACCUCCCAAUUCUCCGACUCAGCAACUUCAUUCAAGCGCUACGCCGACACGGGCGCUUUAAUCGGCGAAUUCAUGGCCUUCGACCCACACUCCGAACGGGCGCAAACAGCAAUCGCCAGAACGAAAUUCCUGCACAAGGGAUACAGAGCCAGCGGCAAGAUUCUCGACGAUGAUAUGCUAUACACCCUCAGUCUGUUUGCGACGGAGCCGAUUCGAUUCGCGUCGCUAUACGAGUGGCGGGAAAUGAGCGAGAUGGAACGGGCUGCUGUGGGCACGUAUUGGAAAGCUCUGGGUGAUGCGCUGGAUAUUAGUUACGAAAAGCUUCCAUCUGGAAGAUCUGGAUUUCAGGACGGUAUUCACUGGCUUGAGGAGAUUAGUGCUUGGAGCCAUGAGUAUGAGGUGCGACAUAUGAAACCUCAUGAGCAGAAUAAGGAGAUUGCGGAGAAGACGAUUGAUGUGUUGGUUUAUAAUUUGCCGGGGUUCAUGAAGCCGCUUGGUGUUUAUUUUGUUUCAUUCUUGAUGGAUGAGAGGUUGCGAAAUGCCAUGAUGAUGACACCACCGCCAGCAUUUUUCAGCGCCCUCUUCGCAUCGGCAUUCCAAAUCCGCAAGUUAGCUCUUCGUUAUAUCGCUCUUCCACGACCGAGUUUCCUCCGCUUGGAUGUUUUCACCGAAGAACCAAAUCAGCACGGCCGGAACUUCGUGCUUUUCUACGAAGGUGCUCCAUUCUACGUUCAGCCUACGAUUUGGAAUCGAUGGGGCCCAGUAGCGUGGUUCAAGUGGGCUUUAGGGCAGCCGUUGCCAGGCGAUGAUGGUGAUAAGUAUUAUCCUCAGGGAUAUCGCACUGCUGACCUCGGACCGAGAUAUUUCGAGGGCAAAGGUCAGAAAGAAGUGAUUGGCAUGCGAGAAGAGUUGCGGGCACAACGAAUGGGACAGAAUCCAUUCCCGUAG
Messenger RNA from Penicillium manginii, 1092 nucleotides. RefSeq lists its product as uncharacterized. The transcript is spliced from 3 exons. Bases 1 to 1092 code for a protein of 363 amino acids. The record is from RefSeq and is a predicted model, not a curated record. Gene Ontology annotation, molecular function: oxidoreductase activity. Lineage: Eukaryota; Fungi; Ascomycota; Eurotiomycetes; Eurotiales; Aspergillaceae.